Bactrocera tryoni is the source of this 2162-nucleotide messenger RNA. It is a transcript of the gene indra, whose product is annotated as zinc finger protein CG2199. The record is from RefSeq and is a predicted model, not a curated record. Gene Ontology annotation, cellular component: nucleus. Lineage: Eukaryota; Metazoa; Arthropoda; Insecta; Diptera; Tephritidae. The transcript is spliced from 2 exons. Bases 17 to 1909 code for a protein of 630 amino acids. Gene Ontology annotation, biological process: regulation of transcription by RNA polymerase II. Gene Ontology annotation, molecular function: DNA-binding transcription factor activity, RNA polymerase II-specific; RNA polymerase II transcription regulatory region sequence-specific DNA binding.
ACAGAUUUGAAGAAGAAUGAGCAUCAACCAUGCUUUUUAUAUUGAUAUGAAUUUUUCUGAAAUAAUUGCGGCCAGAAUGAAAACGUGCAAGUUGUGUAAAUGUAAAUCCGAAUCUGUUUUUGAGCCCAACGAAUAUAUACUGGGCACACAAAUUUCUGAUGUUAUAAAAUUUAUAUUUAGUGAUCAGGCGUUGGAGUUUCCACCAAAAUUUUUCAUAUGUUCUGCAUGUGCGGCGGCGUUGGUACAAACUGAAAUUGUGCUAAAGCGACUUUCGGAGGCUUUGCCACACAGCAGAAAUUCUGGAAAACUAAACUUAUCUAAUCAUAAAAACGAUGAUAACGAUGAGGAGCCUCAGACCGAACAGAAUGGUAUAAAUGAAAGUAGCAAAGCUUCGGCAUCUGAAACCUUUCUGAAGGAUUGGAUAUUUCGCUGUACCCAUUGCGAAUACACUACCAGAAAGCCUAAAUUGUACAAAACUCAUUUAACAACUAGACAUGAACUGGAUAAUCCACGCAUUUACCAGUGUAUGUAUUGUUCGGAAUCAUAUCAACGCAUAAAUGCCAUACAAAAUCACAUCGGCAGCAUACAUGAAAAUAAACCGCGUCAAAAACGUCAACGUCGAAAGACAAUUGCAUUUGAUUCGCCAAGUGUAUUAAGCAGUACAACCAUCAGUAAACAGGUGGAAAUUAACACUCCAGUUGGUAAUAUCAACAAUGAAACAAAUGGUGUUGAUACAAAUAAUGAUAGUUAUCAAGCAGAUGGCAGCAAAAACUAUGAAUUUACAUGCAGUCACUGCAUUUAUAAAACAAUAUUUCCAAAACAUUUCAAGCGGCACUUAUCAGUUAAACAUAAUAUUGAAGACACAAGAAUUUAUAAGUGCAAGCGAUGUCCUAGUACGUAUGCACGACAAUUUGCUUUGAAUAACCAUAUCGCUUACGAACAUGAAAACAAACCUAAACCACAGCGCAGAAAGUCAGUAGCUUUAGAACAAAGUAUAUUAUACAAAGACGAGUUGAUAAUACCUAAAGAAGAAAUGUUGGAUGAUAAUGACGACCUAAGAUGUGAAUUUUGCCUUUAUCAAGCGCAAGACUCAAAAACGCUUCGAAAUCAUAUGGUACUAUUGCAUCAAACUGAUAAUCUAAUUCAAAACAAUAACAGUAAUCAAAAGGACAACAAUUAUAAAAAUAAUGUCUAUUCGGAGACCACAUAUAAUAAUCAAGAAGAACAGCAAGAUCAUGUAUUCCAAGAACCUUUUAAAAAACCCCCUAAUCAAUUAAGUUCGAGUGAAAUAUCAUCUUCAGAAUGGGUUUUCCAAUGCCCACGUUGUGAUUUUGAAUGCGCCAAAAAGAAAGCAUUCAAAGCUCAUUUAAUUAAUGAACAUGGCUUAUAUGAUAACGAUAUAUAUAAGUGUCUUUACUGUUCGUCAACAUACGAACGUUAUAGCUCGUUGCAGAAUCAUGUAGCAGUGAGUCAUAGCGUUGAUUUGACAGGAAUAGAAUCGGAUUCUAGUCAAGAUAACGUUGCAAAGAAACAAAAACUUAAUGGAACUGCAAAUAGUACAGAAAAACACACUCUUGAGAACAGCAGUCAGGAGCAAACGCCGUCAAAAAAACGUAGAAUGGAACGAGAAAAAAGUAAAGAAUCUUGUGUUGUAUGUGGCAAGCUUUUUUCCACCGUGGAUAAAUUGCGCGCUCAUAUGGACAAACAUCAUGGAGGCGACGAAAUCAAAAAGUGUCCGAAUUGUGAUGCACAAUUUCGUUCGUUGGAGAAGUACGAGGCACAUCUGUUUAGCGAGAAAUGUCUCAACACUAAGCUAGCCUGCCAAUAUCCUGGUUGUCCGAAACGUUUUAAUAGACCAUCAAAAAUGCAACAACAUAUGCGUGAGAAACAUCCCGAUGUAAUAGACUAACGUUUGUUGGUUUUAAUAGGAUUAUUAUUUUUUGUUUAAUAUUUUCAACACGGUUACGCAUCCCCCAUGCUGAGUUUUUACCUAGUGUCAAUAAACGGUACUACCAAAUAUAUGUACAUAUAUGCAUUUAAAAUAUUACAGUGUCAUUUUACGUAAAUCAUUAUACGCAAUCUAUUACGUAAUCAGCAUAUAUGUAUUUGAUUGUACUUAUGUAUAAUAUAUUUCUUAUGAGAAAUAAAACAAACAACAUUAA